GCGGGACCCGCCCUGGCCAGUGAUUGAUCACCAAACAUCACUGUGGCUUUAAUGGUCCGCUUGGAUGGAAAUUAAUUCUGGAAUGGAUAAAUAAUGCAUCAGGAUUUAUGUAGUCCAAAGCAAGCCGGAGCCAGGAGAGAGAGCCGAGGGGGUGACGCCAGUGGCCCCCGGGGCUUGAAAGAGCUAGGCAUGAAGGGCCACUGGCCAAGAAGAAGAGAAAAGGGAAGCGGAUGGCAGCAUGAUCGGCCCAGCGAGUCUGGCCAGGCGGCUGCAGCAUGCUGAGCCCAAAGAUCAGACAGGCCAGGAGGGCUCGCUCCAAGAGCCUGGUGAUGGGGGAACAGAACCGGAGCCCAGGGAGGCCCCCGGCCCCCCACAAGCUGGGCCCUGUACUCAAGGCCGGCUGGCUGAGGAAGCAGAGGAGCAUCAUGAAGAACUGGCAGCAGAGAUGGUUCGUGCUACGUGGGGAUCAGCUCCUCUACUACAAAGACAAAGAUGACAGCAAGCCCCAGGGAUUUAUUUCUCUACAAGGGACACAAGUGAACGAACUCCUUCCAGACCCUGAGGACCCAGGGAAACACCUGUUUGAGAUCACUCCAGGUGGUGCCGGGGAGCGGGAGAAGGUGCCAGCCAACCCUGAGGCGCUCCUGCUCAUGGCCAGCUCCCAGCGUGACAUGGAGGACUGGGUGCAGGCCAUCCGACGUGUCAUCUGGGCCCCACUGGGCGGAGGGAUCUUUGGGCAGCGGCUGGAGGACACAGUACACCAUGAGCGGAAGUAUGGUCCCCGUCUGGCACCUCUGCUGGUGGAGCAGUGUGUGGACUUCAUCCGGGAGCGAGGACUCAGUGAAGAGGGCCUCUUCCGUAUGCCCGGGCAGGCCAACCUGGUGAGGGACCUGCAGGAUUCCUUCGACUGUGGGGAGAAGCCUCUGUUUGACAGCACCACAGACGUGCACACAGUGGCCUCCCUGCUGAAGCUCUACCUUCGGGAGCUCCCAGAGCCAGUCAUCCCUUUCGCCAGGUAUGAGGACUUCCUCAGCUGCGCCCAGCUGCUCACCAAGGACGAGGGGGAGGGGACUCUGGAGUUGGCUAAACAAGUGAACAACCUUCCUCAGGCCAACUACAACCUGCUCCGAUACAUCUGCAGGUUUCUGGAUGAAGUGCAGGCCCACUCGAAUGUCAACAAGAUGAGCGUCCAGAACCUGGCAACAGUCUUUGGCCCUAACAUCCUUCGGCCUCAGAUAGAGGAUCCAGUGACCAUCAUGGAAGGCACGUCUUUGGUUCAGCAUCUGAUGACUGUCCUCAUCCGCAAACAUGGACAGCUCUUUACCGCAACCUCCCUCGAAGAACCUGCUUUACCACGUGGUACGGCCCAGAGCACAGUGGAGUGGGGCUCCGAGGAGGUCACCAGGGACCGCCAGGGUGAGCCUGGUAGCCCUGGCUUGCCCACACACAGGACCUCAUCUCUGGAUGGGCCAGCCGCAGCAGUUCUCUCCAGAACUUCUCCCCCACGCCUUGGCAGCCAGACUGGCUCAGCGGCCACCAGCCCUGGGAAGAGGAUGCAUACUUUGCCCGGCUGGAAGUCCUCCUUUCGGCAGGGGUCACGGUCAGAGAGCCCAAAGGGGGGCAGCUCGUCCUUAGAGGUACCCAUCGUCUCCUCCGGUGGGAACUGGCUCAUCAACGGGCUGUCCUCUCUGCGUGGCCACCGUCGGGCUUCAUCGGGGGACCGCCUCAAGGAUGCAGGCUCAGUGCAGAGACUCUCCACCUACGACAACGUGCCCCCAUCCAGCCACUUUCCUAGCACUGCCAGCAUGGCCAGCAUGGCGUGGUCUGCAGCCUCAUCCUCCCGAGAGGCCUCCAUCAGCAGCUGCACGGCCUGCCGGGCCAGUGACUCUUCCGCCUGCAGCUCCUUACACACCGAGUGGGCUCCUGAGCCCUCUCCCCUCCCCAGCAGCAGUGAGGACCACAGGUCACCAGACCUGGGCCACAGCCUGGAUGAGGCAUGUGCGGGCAGCGGCAGCAGUGACCCCAACGACCCGGGCAGCCCCCCACAGGCUCACGUCCGCCGCUGCCGGGCUCUCCAGGGCCAGGUGGCCGCGCUUAGGGCAGAGCUGUGUCAACAGAGGACUGAGUACGAGAGGAGCCUGAAAAGCAUCGAGGAGGGCAGUGCUGACUUGCGGAAGCAGAUGUCUCGUUUGGAAGAGGAGCUGGACCAGGAGAAGAAGAAGUACGCCAUGCUGGAGAUAAAGCUGCGGAACUCAGAGCGGGCGCGUGAGGACGCGGAGCGCAGGAACCAGCUGCUGCAGAGGGAGAUGGAGGAGUUCUUUGCCACCCUGGGAAGCUUGACUGUUGGGACCAAAGGGGCCAGAGCCCCUGAGUGAAGGGAGCAGAAAUACAUGUCUGUAUAUGUCCACUCACUCUCCCUGCAGGGCUGGCACGGGCUGCAGAGGAAGCCAGAAGCUUCAAGUUUGGGCCAGGCCACCAGCAGGGCCAUCUGCCCUCAAGCGCCAAAUAGAAAGAGCCUGACAGCCCACAGGGACUAUCAGGACCCCACAUAGUCCAGGCAGGAUCUGGAUGCUUCUCCAAAACUCUGGGUCCCAGCAGGUGUUAGAGGGGACAGUGCCAAGAUGAGCAUUAGCCCCUCAUCCAGGAAAAAUCCCCAAUGGCCAUCCAUAAGGACGGCACCUAAGGGCAGGGCCACUGCCAAGAACUUCACUCCUUAUUAAAUGUGCUCUGAAAGCAUGGUGCCUGUCACCAGCCUCAUUCUUCACGUCU
Peromyscus eremicus (cactus mouse) is the source of this 2769-nucleotide messenger RNA. RefSeq names its product Rho GTPase activating protein 22 (gene Arhgap22). The record is from RefSeq and is a predicted model, not a curated record. Gene Ontology annotation, molecular function: GTPase activator activity. Lineage: Eukaryota; Metazoa; Chordata; Mammalia; Rodentia; Cricetidae. Gene Ontology annotation, cellular component: focal adhesion. Bases 276 to 2375 code for a protein of 699 amino acids. Gene Ontology annotation, biological process: signal transduction; activation of GTPase activity. The transcript has 10 exons.